UCAAAACCAUGAUAAUGUCUACACUGUUACCUAACCAUGUGUGCUUGACUUUGUUCCAACCAACAUGGAAACCGUCGGAAAGAUGAUCACAUGCCGGGCUGCAGUGGCCUGGGAGGCAGGAAAACCUCUGGUCAUAGAGGAGAUCGAGGUGGCUCCUCCUAAGGCUGGGGAGGUCCGCAUAAAGGUCGUUGCCACGGGGAUCUGCCACACAGACUCAUACACCUUGAGUGGCUCGGACCCUGAGGGUGUGUUCCCUGUGGUCCUGGGACAUGAGGGGGCAGGCAUCGUGGAGAGUGUGGGACAGGGAGUCACGAAGUUUCACCCCGGUGACACUGUUAUUCCUCUGUAUAUUCCUCAAUGUGGCGAGUGCAAGUUCUGUAAAAAUCCCAAAACCAACUUGUGUCAAAAGAUUAGGCUGACUCAGGGAAGAGGUGUCUUGCCCGAUGGCACGUCUCGUUUCACCUGCAAAGGCCAGAGUCUUUUCCACUUCAUGGGCUGCAGCACCUUCUCUGAGUACACUGUGGUGGCCGACAUCUCUCUGGCCAAAGUGGACUCCAGGGCGCCUCUGGACAGAGUGUGUCUGCUGGGCUGUGGCAUCAGCACAGGCUACGGAGCGGCUCUCAACACAGCCAAAGUGGAGUCCGGGUCUACAUGUGCAGUGUUUGGCCUGGGAGCUCUGGGCCUUGCUGCUAUAAUGGGCUGUAAGGCAGCAGGGGCAGCCAGGAUCAUUGGAGUGGACAUCAACUCCGACAAGUUUAAAGUGGCUAAAGAAUUUGGUGCCACUGAUGUAGUGAAUCCCAAAGACCACAAUAAAGCCAUCCAGGAGGUGUUGGUGGAGAUAACAGAUGGCGGGGUGGACUACUCCUUUGAAUGUGUGGGCAAUGUGGGCAUUAUGAGAGCAGCACUAGAAGCCUGUCACAAGGGCUGGGGCACGAGCGUCAUCAUCGGAGUGGCUGCGGCUGGACAAGAGAUCUCCACACGCCCCUUUCAAUUGGUGACUGGGCGCACAUGGAAAGGAACUGCCUUUGGAGGAUACAAGAGCGUGGACAGCGUUCCCAAACUGGUGGACGACUACAUGAACAAGAAGCUCAAAGUGGAUGAAUUUGUCACUGACACGCUGCCCUUCGAGAAGAUUACAGAGGGGUUUGAUCUUAUGCACGCUGGCAAAUGCAUUCGAGUUGUCCUUCGGUUCUGAGCCACAGUUGCCUAGAGUUUACUCAUUUUAAUAAAUAAUGUAUUCAAUUCCCU
Molecule: messenger RNA, 1248 nt
Organism: Boleophthalmus pectinirostris (great blue-spotted mudskipper)
Lineage: Eukaryota; Metazoa; Chordata; Actinopteri; Gobiiformes; Gobiidae
Product: alcohol dehydrogenase class-3 chain L
Exons: 9
Coding region: 65-1195 (376 amino acids)
Biological process (GO): formaldehyde catabolic process
Cellular component (GO): cytosol
Molecular function (GO): zinc ion binding; S-(hydroxymethyl)glutathione dehydrogenase [NAD(P)+] activity
Source: RefSeq, a predicted model, not a curated record